This is a messenger RNA of Salvelinus sp. IW2-2015, 3576 nucleotides long. Its product is annotated as ankyrin repeat domain-containing protein 34A-like. Gene Ontology annotation, molecular function: protein binding. The record is from RefSeq and is a predicted model, not a curated record. NCBI's taxonomy places the organism in Eukaryota, Metazoa, Chordata, Actinopteri, Salmoniformes, Salmonidae.
UCCCCACCCCCGCUGCGACGCUCCGCGUCUUCUAAACUAGUGGUCGCGGGAGAGAUACGGGGGAAGAGGGGGAGGGGGAGAGGCUCGACGUUAACACAAUAUCUGGGGGAUAUUACAGAGACUAAAGUCUGGCUUUUAUAUCGGGAAAAACAUAUGCUAAAUGGAUCUGAAUUAAACGCGUUUCAUCCAUGUUCUAGGAAGGUUGGCGUCCGGCAGAACGACCGAAUCAGCACCAUGGACAGCGACCGUAGUUUGGAAAGAAUUGAAGUUCACCAGCUUCCUCUUCAGGAUGGCCAGUCAGCGCUAAGCUAAUUAGCUGGGUGUAGCAGGUUUGACUGGAGGAAGAGGUGCCAGAGGCACCAUGGMAGAUGGAGGAGCCCUCCAUACGGAGGGGAACGCCCUCCUCAAAGCCGUCUUCCAGGGCAAGCUGCGACUGACCCGGCUCCUCCUGGAAGGGGGWGCCUACAUCAACGAAGGCAACGAGCGGGGCGAGACCCCCAUCUCUGCUGCCUGCCUGGCUGGCUACGAGGACCCCCAGAGCCGCCAGAGGAUGGUGCGCUACCUCCUGGAGAAAGGAGCCGAUCCCAACAUCCCAGACAAGUCUGGGCGGACCGCCCUGAUGCAUGCCUGUGUCGAGCAGGCGGGCAAAGAGGUGGUGUCCCUGCUCCUAGAGAAUGGAGCUGACCCCAGCCUCAAGGACUACACAGGCUCCUCCGCCCUGGUCCAUGCCAUCAACAGAGGUGACCGAGACACCCUCCAGGUCCUGCUGGACGCCUGCAAGGCCAAGGGCAAGGAGGUGAUCAUCAUCACCACCGACACGUCACCCUCGGGUACCAAGAAGACCAAGCAGUACCUCAACUCCCCCCCAUCACCAGGGGUGGUGGACAAGCUCUCGCCCAUGGCCUGCAUGUCGCCCUCAGAGGUGGCGAUCCAGACCUCCAAUUCCCCAGCAGCAGAGAAGUCUGAGGAGGAGGACAGUAUCUUCAGCUUUGCGUUGACAUCAGCUUUACCCCUACCCUCCAAUAGAACCCUAGGGGAGAAAAGGCCGCCCCCCCGCAAACUCCUGAAGAGGCUCAACUCGGAGCCUUGGGGGCUGGUAGCACCCUCAGUGCUCAGCAGGGUCCCACAGGAGGGGGUUGAUGGUGGACUGGAGGAGGAAGGUGGCGGUAGGAUCAUCACUGAGAUGAAUGGUCUGUCAAUCUCGGGUCCUGGCAGGCCUCUCCUGUCUCGUCGGCACAGCAUCGAAACACACGACCCCUGCUCACCCAAACUCAUUGACCGAUCCUGCUCAGAGGACUGUGCAGCCCUUUGUAGCUCCUCCUGGGCCGACAAGGUCCAACAGCACCAGAUCCUGUACCGCAGGAACACCGCGCCUGAGUCUCAGGAAAAUACAGGCGUACCAGGGGCAGUGGCUUUACGCGCCCUGGCUCACCCCAAACUUACCCGUAUGGAGCACUAUGAGUCAGACACACACCUGUGUCCUGAGUCCAUCCCUGGAUCUCCAGACUCGGGGCGCGUGUCAGUGGAGCGGAGGAAGUACAAUGCCUCGCCCCUCUCUCUGCUCACCACCUCCUCCCGGGAGUCCCUUGAGAGCAUCCCCAAUUCUGUCUCCCCCAUCACCAUGCGCAGACGGRCCCCKGGCCUCCUGGAGCGCAGAGGCUCAGGCACCCUCCUCUUGGACCACAUCUCCCACACCCGCCCCGGGUUCUUGCCCCCACUCAAUGUCAACCCCCACCGGCCCAUCCCAGACAUCCGGGCCAAUGGCAAGCCCACUUCCCCCYUCCACUCUGGUCCCAAGAUCCUGGUUCCAGUUGCCCCUGCCUCACCCAAGAGAGGCCCAGACUUCAAGAUGAAGAAGAAACUGAUGAGGAGGCACUCCAUGCAGACGGAACAGAUGAAGCAGCUCUCCACCUUCCAGGAGAUCCUGACAGAGAAGGUCAUUGAGUCCAACGGGGACUGAGACUUAAAAGGACAUGUGAGGGCAAGUUGGGGGGUACAGUGGUGGAUCACAUCUAUCUAGUUAGUCCACCAUUUUCCUCAACCAGUGCUUAAAUGAAUUUGGCUCAUUCAGAGUGAGGCCUCAGUCCCAUCCUUGUUCUGUGUCAAGUGCAGAUGGUUAUUUUUAUUUUUAGGUGACCUAUUUUCAUUUGUUGUGUUUCCUUUCUGUGCUGUCACAGAAAGCUGGUUGAUUGAGUAAUACGGUUUACAGCAGAUGUUCUUUUCAUUUCUCCUCAAAUUAUUUAUUAAUAUACCAUUUGCAGUCAACAGAAAUAGAAACAUAUUUCUGUGGUUUUAGAUGUUUACACACCGCAAAAUGUGCACCAAUGUCAUGCCUAUUGUUCCYUGUGCUGAAGACAUUUUCGUCCCCUCUGAAAUCAGUCACCUUAUCUAUCUAUGACACUUUAGGUCGAAAGAACAAAUCAACAGUAGAGAUGCUAGCAACAGCUUACCUUGAAUUGUUAUUCUGAAUGUGCUGUCUUCUCGAUUUUCAAUUCUUGCAUUAGCUGCUUUAAAACGUCAAACUUCAACCCUAAAAUGCUCUUAUGUUGAUGGGUAUGUUUGGAGGAGAAUGAUGCUGCAUUCCAUGAAAUAGUUUAAGACAUAGUUCCCGAAGAUUUCACUGUCAUUGUAUUGUUGCUGUUAUCUACUUUCACUGUAUUUAUUUGCCUUCACCUUUUAAUCACUUGAGAUUUCGUGUUUUAGAGAGCUAUUUUGGCUAUAUGGUCGAACCACACGCCUGACGCUUGACUUACCCUGACAACUACAGUGGGAUGAACAUGUGGGACUCUUUAUGAGUAUCACACUGUAAUAAUGUUAUUAUCAAUUGAUUUAAAAAAAAGUCAAUUGAAUGGCAACUUCAUACAACAUUCCAAAGAAAUCCCAUGAACACAUGUGUGUUUACAUUGGAGUGUGUGAAUACUGUAAGAUGGCUUUUAGAAUAAUUAACCUCAAAUAAUUGCACAUUGGUGCUAUGCCUUUCCAUAUGGAAAGAGCUCCUAGCACAUAUUAACUGUAAAUAAUGUAAAGAUAAGACCAACCUAAUUUGCUUAUGAAAUAUGUCCAUGUGCAAUAUGCUGUACUGUAAUGUCAAGGAAUUUCCUUCAUCUAUGGUGGAUGUGAAGUUGUCUUUACAAAUUUACAUUGAAAGCAAUCUGAAGCACUUCUUAACAUUUACUGUACACUGAUUUGCCAAAAGGGAGAGUGUGAGGCUCACAGAACUAACAUUUACAGUUACUUACACAUUUAGAUUGUCACUUUUAAAUAAUUCAAUUUGUAUAGGGUGAGAUUUAAGAGAAAAAAAGUUUGAAAAUGUUUACCAAGCUUACAAUUGUGACCGCUUGUCCAGCUUCCAUUUUAAAUAUUUGUCUUUAAUGAAAUAAUGUUUAUGUGCUACAAGGUUUAAUAUUGACCUCCUGUUGAUUGAACUGUAUGUAGGUUACUUGAAGUUUAAGAGAAAUACAAACAAAAAAUACAUAUUUUUGUAUGCCUGUUAGGAAAUAGAAAAGUAAAUUCUAAUAUGUAAUCUAUUUUCACGUUUGAACUUGAUUGUAAUUUGAUUGUGGAAUAAAUAUUUGU